Hemiscyllium ocellatum (epaulette shark) is the source of this 7569-nucleotide messenger RNA. RefSeq names its product MAP-kinase activating death domain (gene madd). The record is from RefSeq and is a predicted model, not a curated record. Gene Ontology annotation, cellular component: cytosol. Lineage: Eukaryota; Metazoa; Chordata; Chondrichthyes; Orectolobiformes; Hemiscylliidae. Bases 480 to 5228 code for a protein of 1582 amino acids. Gene Ontology annotation, molecular function: guanyl-nucleotide exchange factor activity. The transcript is spliced from 33 exons. Gene Ontology annotation, biological process: regulation of Rab protein signal transduction; regulation of apoptotic process.
CCUUCUGACUGAAAUCCAACUCGGCCUUUGUUUGCAUCUUUCCCGGUUGCAGUAUCACGUGUGCACACGGCCGGUGAUGAGGAACUGUGUCUCUCUAUUUUUUUUGUGUGUUGCUGGGCUACAAGAGGGACACUUUAUAAUACUGUGCACGCUGCAACCCCCCCGCCAUGCCUAAAUGACUGUGCUUAAAUUAACAACUUCCAGCAUGACAAGCCAAGAUUCCGACCUGAGGUAUGGAUGGAGAUCUGUUCCUCGUUUCCUGAAUUCCUUGGAUUCCAAAGGCAGAGCUGCAGAAUAGUCACGGUCAGCUGGCUCGAUUUGCAGAUUCCAAGUUUCUCCUGCCAUCCAAGCCAGACCAUACGCUGGGACGCCUGAGAUAAGCUACUGGUAGAGAAGGCUGGACUUGCACAAUUGCUCUCCACAUCAGGGAGCUAUAUGUUCCUGAGAAUUUGCGAUGACCUAGUGGAGAGCAGGCGAGAAUGUCUCAGAAGAGAGCAUGUCCACGUUUGCUGGAUUACCUCGUUAUCAUCGGUGCCAGGCUGCCGAGCAGUGAGAGCAUUGCUCAGACCCCUGAGCUGCUGCGCCGUUACCCACUAGAGGACCACCAGGACUUCCCUCUCCCGCCAGACGUCGUGUUCUUCUGCCAGCCAGAAGGAUGUCUCAGCGUGCGGCAGAGGCGCACCAGCCUGCGCGAUGAUUCCUCCUUCGUCUUCACCCUGACCGACAAGGACAGUGGAGUGAUUCGCUACGGGGUCUGCGUGAACUUCUACCGCUCUUUCCAGAAGCGUAGCCGCGACAGACCGGAUCGCAGCUUGCAGCAUGCCAAGGGCAGUGCUGCAGAGACGCCAGACACUGAGCAGAACAACUCUGACAGCGGCUCUUCCCUGGCAACGCACAGCGCUGACUCCACCCCUGACAUCAGUCGCUCGCCCAGGCUGAAACGGCAGCUGAAGAGUGGUAAUCGAUCCCGGAACAGUACCCUAACCUCGCUGUGUAUACUGAGCCAUUAUCCAUUCUUUUCCACCUUCCGUGAGUGUCUGUACACCCUGAAGCGGCUAGUGGAUAGUUGCAGCGAGCGGCUUCUUAUUAAGAAAGCAGGAAGUCUGAAGGGAAUUCAAAGAGACACCAUGUGGCGGUUGUUCACAGGCUCCCUUACUGUCGAGGAGAAGUCCAGUGUCAUCCUGCACGAUGUGCGAGAGAUUGAGUCUUGGAUCUACAGGCUGCUGCACUCCCCUGUGCCUGUACCUGGCCAGAAGCGGGUGGAUGUGGAGAUAUUGCCCCGAGACCUUCAGCCAGCACUCACCUUUGCUCUGCCAGACGUGGCCCGCUUCAGCCUGGUGGAUUUUCCACUGCAUCUGCCCCUGGAGCUUCUCGGAGUGGAGCCCUGUCUCCAGGUGCUGAGCUGCAUCCUGUUGGAACACAAGGUGGUGCUGCAGUCCCGAGACUACAAUGCGCUAUCCAUGAGUGUAAUGGCAUUUGUCGCAAUGAUUUAUCCACUGGAAUACAUGUUCCCGGUGAUCCCCUUGCUUCCGACCUGCAUGGCCUCGGCAGAACAGUUACUGCUUGCUCCGACCCCUUACAUCAUUGGCGUUCCAGCCAGCUUCCUCCUCUAUAAGACAGAUUUUAAGAUGCCGGAUGAUGUCUGGUUGGUUGACCUGGAUGCUAACAAGGUGAUUGCACCCACGAACGCGGAGGUCUUGCCGGCAAUGCCUGAACCAGAAGCCACCGAGCUGAAGAAGCACUUGAAGCAGGCGCUGGCAAGUAUGAGCCUGAACACUCAGCCCAUCCUCAACCUGGAGAAGUUCAAUGAGGCGCAGGAGCUCCCUGUAGGUGGGCGAAGCCGGGAUGACCAGACCUCGACUCCCUCCACCGAGUUCAACCCACUCAUCUAUGGCAACGAUGUCGACUCUGUGGACAUUGCCACCCGGGUAGCCAUGGUGAGGUUCUUCAACUCCCCCAACGUGCUGCAGGGAUUUUUGUCUCACACCCGCACUCUCAGACUCUUCCCUCGGCCUGUCGUUGCUUUCCAAGUCAAUUCCUUCCUGGCCUCCAGACCUAAGCUCUCGCUGUUCACAGAGAAGCUUGCACGGACACAGGCUGUGGAGUACGCUGGGGAAUGGUCCUUGAAUCCUACCAACUACACGUUCCAGAGGAUCCACAACAGCGUGUUUGAUCCAGCUCUAAUUGGAGACAAGCCCAAGUGGUACGCCCAUCAGCUUCAGCCCAUUUACUACCGUGUCUAUGAUAGUAACUCACAGCUUGCCGAGGCCCUCAACAUUCCCAUCGAGAAGGAUGAUGGUUCAGAACCCACAGACGACAGUGGCAGUGACAGCGUGGAGUAUAAUGACUCCAGCUCUUCAUACUCCUCCCUGGGUGACUUUGUGAGUGAGAUGAUGAAGUGCGACAUCAAAGGAGACACACCCAAUGUUGACCCUCCCAGCCACGCUGCUCUUGGUGAUCCAAGCGAGAUUGAGUUCCAGGGAUUUCAGAAAUAUCGAGAGGAUCUGGAUGACCAGGGGCCGGACAGUGAGAAUUCCUUGGACAACAAUCCUCCCCGCUCCAGCUCAAGUACGACAGCCAGCAGCAGUCCCAGCACAGUCAUACAGGGCACCAACCACGAGUCGAUUGACUCGACGGAGGCGGAGGAGAAAACGCUGACUUUCCACAACCACAUCUCGGCGGCGUCCAUUCAGGCCUUUGCCAAAGCCAGCCUCGAGAGGCGGGAGAAUAACGGGAUGGCGGAGGUGCCGGCCCGCCAGCGAGACUAUGAGAACCCGUACUUUGAACCUCAGUACGGCUUCCCCACAGAGGAUGAGGAUGACGAGCAGGGAGAGAGCUACACGCCACACUUUGUUCAGAAUGUGAACGACAACCGGCCCCACAAGCUGCUCCGUCCCAACAGUCUGAGGCUCCCGAGUGACUCUGAAGCAGAAUCAGACUCACGAGCGAGUUCACCAAACUCCACUGUCUCCAAUAACAGCAGUGAGGGAUUCGGAGGAUUCAUGUCAUUUGCCAGUAACAUCUACAAGAGCCGUGGCUCCAGCUUCAGCCUCUCAAACCUGGCUCUCCCAACCAAAGCAGGGCGAGACAAGAGCACACCGUUCCCCAGCCUGAAAGGUAACCGGAGGGCCCUGGUUGAUCAAAAAUCCUCUGUGAUCAAACACAGCCCAACAGUGAAGAGGGAGUCUCCCUCACCACAGGCCAGAGUGAACAACAGCAGUGAGAACCAGCAGUUCCUGAAGGAGUUGGUGCACAGUGUGCUGGAUGGUCAGGGUGUUGGCUGGCUAAAUCUGAAGAAAGUUCGCCGUCUGCUGGAGAAUGAGCAGCUUCGAGUGUUUGUCCUGAGUAAACUGAACCGGACAAUCCAGUCGGAGGAAGAUGCCCGGCUCGAUAUAUUGAAGGACGUGGAAAUCAGUAAGAAGGUGUACCGUGGGAUGCUGGACCUGCUGAAGUGCUGUGUGUCCAGCCUGGAACAUUCGUACAGCAAUGCAGGGCUGGGAGGAAUGGCCAGUGUCUUCACUCUGCUGGAGAUCGCGCACACACACUACUACACCAAAGAACCCGACAAGAAGAAGCGCAGUCCGACAGAGGGUGGCACAGUUCCUGUUAGUAAGGAACCUGUGCCCUCGAAGGGGGAGACGAAACCUCCAAGUGCACCGAUGACCCACCUGCAGCUCCCUCCAAAAGCUGCCAUCAGCAAGGGGCCGGGCGAGUAUGACACCAGGAGUCUGAAUGAAGAGAAUUUUGUUGCUUCAAUCGGUACAGAGAACUCCAGACAUACGUCCGACUUGGACCCAGAUGAGAAGAAAUCGCAAAUCAGCGCUGACAGCGGCUUGAGUGCGACCAGCUCGCAGAAGAGUGACAGUGAGUCUAUCACCAGCUGUGAGCCGCCUGCACUCACCCGGAGUACCAGCCAGGAGUCAGAAAGCAGCACCGUGGUGAGUAACAGCUCUGGAGAGACCUUGGGUGCUGACAGUGAUUACAGCAGUGCUGCUGGAGAAAGUGUGACCGGCAAGAACACCCUAGAGGCAGCAACAUCCAGAGGAACGCUCUCCGACAGCGAGAUCGAGACUAACACUGACACCAGAUACAUCUUUGGGAAACCUCACAUGCUGGCAGCUGGCUUCAAGGCUGCAAAAGGGGGCAGUGCAUAUGUCCAGGCUCCUAGCCCACCAGAGGACACCAGUCAGAGGGUUUACCUCUUUGAGGGACUGUUGGGUAAGGAACGCUCAGUACUGUGGGACCAGGUCCAGUUCUGGGAGGACACGUACCUUGAUGCUGUGAUGUUAGAAAGAGAAGGAAUGGGCAUGGAUCAGGGACCACAAGAAAUGAUUGACAGGUAUGAGUCACUGGGCGAGCAUGACCGAAAGCGGCUGGAAGAUGAUGAAGACCGAUUGCUGUCUACGCUGCUGUACAAUAUGAUCAUCUACAUGCUGAUGGUCAAGGUCAACAAGAAUGACAUCCGGAAGAAGGUGAGGAGGUUGAUGGGUAAAUCGCACAUUGGGCUGGUGCACAGUCAGGAAGUGAAUGACCUGCUUGAUCGCCUUCCACAUCUGGAGAGCCGCGAUCUCCACAUUCGACCCUGUGGCAGCCGUCACAUCAAGAAGCAGACCUUCGUGGUGCAUGCAGGAACAGACACCAAUGGAGAAAUCUUCUUCAUGGAGGUGUGUGAUGACUGCAUUGUGCUGCGCAGUAAUAUUGGCACUGUCUACGAACGCUGGUGGUAUGAGAAGCUCAUUAACAUGACAUACUGCCCUAAGACCAAGGUGCUUUGUUUGUGGAGACGUAAUGGGCAGGAGACCCAGCUCAACAAGUUCUACACCAAGAAGUGUCGAGAGUUGUACUACUGUGUGAAGGACAGCAUGGAGCGUGCAGCUGCAAGGCAACAGAGCAUAAAACCAGGUCCCGAGCUUGGAGGAGAGUUCCCUGUUCAGGACAUGAAAACUGGAGAUGGUGGGCUCCUGCAAGUGACCCUGGAAGGGAUCAAUCUGAAGUUUGUGCAGAGCCAGGUUUUCAUUGAACUGAAUCACAUUAAAAAGUGCAAUACAGUCAAGGGAGUCUUUGUCCUGGAAGAAUUUGUUCCACAAACUAACGAAGUGGUGACCCACAAGUACAAGACUCCAAUGGCUCAUGAAAUCUGCUACUCUGUGCUGUGUCUGUUCUCCUACAUGGCUGCAGUACGAGGGAAGGAAAUGGAGAGCAAGAACAAGGUGACUCCAGCCCGGUAAGACACCGGCCCCUUUUUCAUCCCCUUUCGUUCCCCCCCCCCCCCUCUCCGAACUGAGCACUCCAUUUCAUGGCCCCCAGCCUGCUCUCUCCCACUGUCUCUGCAAUGCUGCAGCUCCAGUCAGGCAGGCCUAUUAUAAAUAGCGACUGUUUGGCUUGUGCUUGUUCUUAAACCACCACACUCGCUCGAGGCUCGUCCGAUUAACCGACCCAGUCAGAGCUCCUUGCCUCGUUCCUACCGACUUAAGACUGCAACAUGAAACAUAGUCCGAAUACAAGCUUCAUUACUGGUCGUACACUGGAUUUACAGCAAACCCAAUUACUGAGGGCUGUGCCAGCACUGGGUUCGCUGCAAGGCCACUCAUCGACCACCUCUGCACUGGAUUCACUGCUCAUCGAAGGCCACCUUGCGCAGGAUAAUUUCAUUUUCACUGAAGAGGCACCACAUCACUGGAUAUUUGCUUGUCAAUGACUACUGAUCUAUACUCAUUCAUGGAGCACCACUCCAGCACUGAAUUUGAUGGAUAUUCAUUCACUGAGGGACCUCUCUCCACUGGAUUCAUUGAAUAUUACCCAUCAAGGACCAUUUCUUCACUGGAUUCGUUGCGUUAUUUCCUGUCAAGGGUCCUCUCCUACACUGGAUUCACUGCAUAUCCUUCCGUCGAGGACCAUUUCUUCACCGGAUUCCUGUCAGAAGCCACUCCUGCACUGGAUUCACUGUAUAUUCUCCCAUCGAAGACCAUUCCUGCACUGCAUUUACUAUGUAUCCUCCUGCCAAGGGCGACUCAUACUGGAAUCCCUGCAUGUUCUCCCACUGAAAAUGGCGACAGUAUGAAUUUCCCCACUUAAGGUCACUCUGUUCCUGUUCUACUCAUUCAGGGGUCCUUUUGAAUUGACAGUAUGAAAUGAAGCCACCUCAACAAGGGAUUCACUGCGAAUGAGUCCCCUCCAUUUAAAUCACUGUCCGUCCACCUUAUUCACGUUCACCAAGUCACUAUUUUCUGCCCUUGGAUUUGACUGUUCAGUUCCCUUCCAUUGAAUUCACUGUAAACUAUCAGAAUCAGGAACUGAUUCCGAAUGGGAUUUAGCCACUGUGGAGGAAUAUUCCACUGGAUUUGCCCACAGGAAGUUGCCCUGCACUGGAGACACUUGCAGAGAUUCUCGAGGAGAGUGAACUUCCUCUGAUGUACAGACCAACACUGAGUUGUUUUUGUUGUACCAAUUUCGUGUUCAGUGUAAAGAGGUGAGCUGUAGAGACUGUGCUUUCCUUUAUUCCACCCUGUUCACCCCAUCAGAUAGAGAGCUAAGCCAUGUCAAACCCCCUGCAGCUUUAACACACGAUGGCCUGGCAGUGCCCUGGACAGUGAGCCUAUGGUAUCAGGCCGUUGGGUUAGAAGGAGAGUCAAGAGUCAGCAACCAGCCUGUGGGAGAGGCUGAAGUCUUAUGACCUUCCAGCGAUGUCCUGUGACACAGGUUGCCACCCCUCGACCUUCCUAACACCCCAACCACACCCAGCUCCUUCUCACUCAGUGGCGUAUCCAAACACUGCCACUUAGUUAUAAAGCACCCAGAGAGGAGUUCAGAAUUGACUCAGCUUUGGACCACUCACCUAGUUGCUGGGUGGGGACACCAUCGUCUCGCCAGCCUCUCUGUGAAUAGACCACCUACCAAACAGUGUUCUUCACAACUGCAGCCCGCUCAGUUCAAAACACCCCUAUACUUCAGUGGAAAGGCCCAGAGUGACAGAGAGCAGUGAUCCCCUUUCCCCAUGCCCCCUGGAGUGAUUCCUGACCCCACCCAUCUCCAACCUGUGCCCCAGAGUGAUGACCUACCCCACCCCAGCCCAGCCCAGCCCAUGCCCCGGUCCCAUUGGAUUAAUGCUGUCCCUUAUUACAAUCUGAACGCAUACUAAUUCUUUGCCCAUUGUGUUCUGGGAUCAAUUCUUGAAAGUUGUAUCUGUUUCUUUUUGCUGGCAAUGGACUUGACACUCUGCUUCCUCCAAACCCCUUUCGUGAGUAUCACUCUUUAGGCAUGAGCUGAGGGGAAAGUGAAGUGGUCAGAAUGGAUCUGUAAGGACAGACUCCUGCCCAAAUGUCUGACCAGGCAUGGGCCCUACUGUGCUCUCUUCAGGAUUACAGUUUGCUACCUGCUGCUCGUCCUACUGUGUUGUGUUGUGUUCAUCUGUCGGGUAUUCUGAUCUUGUUUAGCCUGAAGGGUUUUUAUUUUUUGUGUUUGAUGCUUGCUGAUGUAGAAUGCAUUAUUUUGGUGUAAAUAUUUCAGUAUUAUAUGUAUUUAUAGCACUGUACAGUACCUUGAAUGUUGCAAUAAACUCUCAUCCCUGUG